Prosopis cineraria is the source of this 1748-nucleotide messenger RNA. RefSeq lists its product as uncharacterized. Gene Ontology annotation, cellular component: plasma membrane. The transcript has a single exon. The record is from RefSeq and is a predicted model, not a curated record. Gene Ontology annotation, biological process: protein localization to plasma membrane; phosphatidylinositol phosphate biosynthetic process. NCBI's taxonomy places the organism in Eukaryota, Viridiplantae, Streptophyta, Magnoliopsida, Fabales, Fabaceae. The coding region runs from base 211 to 1503 and encodes 430 amino acids.
UUUAUCAGUUCUGCUUUUCUCCUUCCUUCCGCCUCUUUCAAGUCUGUCUUCCUCCGCGACUGUUCUCCGACUUUCCGUUAGCACUUUUGUAUCAGCCUCUCUCUCGCUCUCUACACUGUACAGUCAAGCAGUCAAAAUUCCUCCUCCUAAAGUAAUCAUCUUUCUCUCUUUCUCUCGGUGAGUGAGGAGGUGGAAUUCCUUUCCUCCGCCAUGAAUUUCCACCUCAAUCACAACAAUUCCUCUCCUUCUUCCUCCAACUCCUCCUCCACCCCUAACCCCCUCAGGGAUACCCCAUCUGCCUCCCUCACCACCACCGCCACCACGACGACCACCGCCACCGCCGCCGACGACCCAAUGCACUCCUGGUGGGAAUCUAUUUCCAAGGCUCGCUCCCGCAUCCAUGCCCUCGCUACCAUCCUCCCUUCUUCUUCCUCUGAUUCUCUCAUGACCCUCGCCGAUUCCGACCGCCCUGCCCUCUCUCUCCUCUCCUCCCCCCUCGCCUACUCCGCCAUCGCUGAUUCUCUCUCUUCCCCUGAUUCUGGAGCCGGUUCCGAUCCCCUCUGCCACUGGCUUUACGAUACCUUCCUUUCCUCUGACCCCCAUCUCCGUCUUGUCGUUCUUUCGUAUCUCCCACUUCUCUCGGGUCUUUACCUCACUCGAAUCCACAAUUCCUCUCCCGAUUCGCCUUCGCUUCCUUCUCUGUCUGGCUUCGAGGCUGUUCUCUUGGCUCUCUAUGCUUCUGAGACCAAAUCUCGUGGCGGAAAACCUGUUGUGGUUACAAUUCCAGAUCUGUCGCAGCCUUCUAUUUACCACACGCCGAUGAAGAAACCUGGUGGUAAUGGGUUUAACCAAACGAGGCCUUCCGUUGGGGUUAUGUCUGCUCCGCUUGAGCCUAUGGUUGCGGUGAAAUCGACCAAAAGGGCUUGCAUUGUUGGUGUCGCGCUUGAUUGUUACUACAAGCAGAUCUCCCAGAUGCCUAGCUGGUCUAAGCUUGAAUUUUGCCAAUUUGCUGCUGGUUGGGCCGGGCAGGAUUGUCCCUGUAAGGGAGAGUUUGAUGGCGGGGAAGAAAUUAACGCUAACGGGCUUUCCAAUGGCGUCGAUUUGAAGGAGGGGGAUGUGGAAAUUGAGGAGGAAGUUGUGAAAGAGAUGGAGAAUUUGGCAAUUCAAAGGUAUGAUUUUGCAUCUGAAUCUUCCAAAGGGAGUAGAAUUCCUCUUCCUUGGGAGCUUUUGCAGCCAAUUUUGAGAAUCCUGGGACACUGCUUGUUGGCUCCAUUGAAUUCUCAGGAAGUCAAGGAUUCUGCUUCAGUUGCAGUAAGGUGUUUAUACGCUAGGGCGUCGCAUGAUUUGGUGCCUCAGGCAAUUCUGGCUACAAGGAGUCUCAUCCAGCUAGAUAAGAGGACUCGGGAGGCUGCCAAGGUGGUGGCUUCAACAGCAAGUGCAUCAUCAAAUGCUAACACGCCCAGCAAAGCCAAGAAACCUGAAAUUCUUUUGGUCUCAAAGUGACUGGUGGAAAGGUUCAAAAUGUGCUUGUGAAGAAGAUGAUGAUUGCUGUAUAGUGACUAAAUCAGUAACAGAUCGAGAGUGUUUUGUCUAGGCUUCAUACUGUAAGAAGAAUCCAGUGUUUGUAUCAUAGAACGAUAGUUUGUGCCUUUUUAAGUUAUAUAUGUUUUUUCCUUUACCCCAAAUGAAUAUUUAGUUGUUUUGACAUUGUUCUUUAUAGUCUUGAUUUAUUGCUAUCAUUUGUUUCA